This is a messenger RNA of Bombus pyrosoma, 4831 nucleotides long. RefSeq lists its product as uncharacterized. The record is from RefSeq and is a predicted model, not a curated record. Gene Ontology annotation, biological process: negative regulation of organ growth; cell migration; regulation of DNA-templated transcription. The coding region runs from base 177 to 1796 and encodes 539 amino acids. The transcript has 11 exons. Gene Ontology annotation, cellular component: cytoplasm. NCBI's taxonomy places the organism in Eukaryota, Metazoa, Arthropoda, Insecta, Hymenoptera, Apidae. Gene Ontology annotation, molecular function: ubiquitin binding; molecular adaptor activity; kinase binding.
UUAAUAAUACUUUAAAUUUUUAUAUUUAAGAAUUAAUAAAUAUAGCAAUUUAAAUUGAAAUUAGAUUAAUUACGAUUGAAUUGUGUUUUCAUAUAACUAAAUUUAAUUAAUCGUAAUAGUGAGUACGUAACAUUAGUUCCGGAAGAACUUACUUCGAGUUAUCAAAAUACGCAAAGAUGGCUGAAGAAAGUGACAGGAGUCAAUUGCCACCCGGUUGGGAAUGCAGAUAUGAUAUUCGAAGUGGUCGUCCAUAUUUUAUAAAUCAUUUUAACCGUACAACAACAUGGGAAGAUCCAAGAGUAAGAUAUUGGCAGUAUUCUCAGUAUAUACAAUCACAAAAUUCAAUGGCACUGAGUUCUGCUACAACUAUUACUUCCCAAGAUAUACCUAUGCAGACUGGAGGAAAUGGAGGUGGUGGACAUUUAGGUUAUGCUGGAGCUCACAGAGCUCCACAAAUUUAUCCAACACUGUCUCCUUAUCAUAAUCCACAACUUGCAUUUUUACCUCCUAGUUUACAGGAUCUGAAAACUCCAUUAUCGCUGAAAUCAGUUAGUGCAAUGACAAACAGGCUUGGGGAUAUGACGUUGGGGUCUCCAACUCCAGUAAAGAAUAUGGAAACAUACUUAACACAGAACUCGGAUUCUGAAUUACAAGUUGCUAAAAUCAAUGCUAUGUUUCCCACAGUUUCUGAUACUCACAUUCGACUUCUUUUGAAAAAAUACCAUAACAGAGCAGCUUUGGUUGUCAGCGCUUUACAAGUGGAAAAGAAUCCUCUUUGUGCGCCAGGACCAUGCACACCUGUGGGAGUGCAUUCAAACUAUGCAAUACCAAGAUGGCGAUUACCACCACAUGCUAUACAUGCAGCUCUAACAUUGAGUCCACCUCGUGGGGCUCGGCCAGCCCCUAACUCCCCCAAAAUAAAACUUAGGUACCUGAAAAAUGUAUUCCCAAAAGUAGAAGAAACCAUGUUGCUUGAUAUUUUGGAACAAAGUGACAACAAUGUUCAAAAAGCUUCUGAAAAAUUAAUCGAUCUAGGCUAUGAAAAACGAAAUCCUACAGCUCCUAAAUCUUUAAGAAGAAAAGAGGAGGAGCAAAUAAACAAUGAACAAACUGUACCUACUCCGCCACCGCGUAUGAAAAGUUUAGAAGAGAAAAAUAAAAUGAAAACGCGAUUGAUGGAGAAAUAUAAAUCAGUACCAGAAAGAGUAAUAAUGCUUGCUAUGGAUAGUGUUGAUUAUGACGAAGAGAGAGCAAUACACAUAUUAGAUAUCAUGGUUACAGAAGAAGCUACAAGACCUUUGUGUACAUCAGGCAGUCCAAGCAGUAGAAGUGACGAAAGGAAAGACAGUCCACCAGUAACCGAAGCUGUAAAAUUAACUGCUUCUCCAAUUAAGAAAAUAGUUAAGGAUGCAAAUUCGGAAAAAUCUAAACGUUCAAAAAAUAAAAUAGAAAUACCAAAAGUUUCUCGAGGAACUAGUACCACAGAGGACAAUGAAUAUAAAUCUCCAUAUUUGACAAAACCAGUUGGACCAAACCCUGAUUUACCAAAAGGAGCUAAUAAUGACUUACUUUUACCUGAUUAUGCACCAUGGUCAGGACCAGAUCCAAGUUUCUUAAGUAAAGAGUUAUAUAACAAAACAAUAGCUAAUGGACAUGAUGCUACUUUGCUUUUCGGAAAUCGGUGUGUUGCCAAAGGACCUAAUUCAGAAUUGAGAAAAGGUGCACUGAGAGAAUUAACUCAAGGUUCUAUAUAUUCUCAAAGAAAUAUUUCGAAUACAGAAAGUCGUGGUAAAUGAAAUAUGUGUAAUUGUCUCUUUGUUAAUUUUUAUGUUUGCUAAGUUGAAAGUAUAUCUGUUUUAUUUAAACUGCUUUUUAUUUAAUAUCUUCAUAUAAAUUAUACAAAUUUAUAGUUAUAAAUCAAUUGAACGUUAAUUAUUUGAAAUAUCCAUUUCUUAAUUUCUUAUAUAUUGAAUAAAAGCUUCCAAUAUUAGUACCAUUAAUACAAAUAAACAAUUAUUGUUAAUUCUAUAUUGCUAAAUUCAAAGUCAUUUGUUAUAUGUUCGUAUUGAAGUUAUAUUAAUAUAAAUAUUUGGUUACUUUAUUACAAGUUAAUAUUUUAUAUGUUCACUAUAGAAUAUUAAUUUUACAUCAAAAAUAAAUUUUAACUGUUUGUCUAUAAGAUAGCAAACGAGAUACAGUCAAUUACAAAAGUCUACAUACAUCCCUUAAAUAUAAAAUAUUAUAGUAAAAAUAAUUAGUUCUAUGAGUUCUUUUGACACAUUAAGAUACAUAUUGUUACAAUGUAAUAUAAUUUAUUCACCUUUACUUGCAUUAAGAAAAAGGAAGCAAAAAAAUAUAAAAUUCAAUGUUGCAAAAGUUAUAUAUAUAUAUAUAUAUGUUAUUAUAUAUUAUUAAUAUCUUAUAACCCCCCCCCCUUCUCUCUGUAAGCAUCAAUAAUGAUCUGUUAUCAGGUUGGUAUUGAUAAAAUUAAAAGUUUUGUAAACUCUGAUGUAAAUCUAUUUCAAAAUUCUUAUAAGUUAAAUGUUUUAAUGUUUUUAAUUCAUUUUAGAAAUACAUAAUAUUUAAGAUAACUUUGUACUGAUAUGUAAGUAUAAAUAAUUUUGUGACAAAGUGCGUUUUAGUGUCAUAAUUCAAUAGGUGUAUGUAGACCUUUGUAACUCAUUGUGCAUAUUCAUGAAAGUAUAUGUAAAGGAGUGUUCAAAUUUACUUAGAUAUACAUAUUUUAAGUGAUUUAAAAAAUACAUCAUCAUUAGCAUGCAUUAUCAAUUUUGGAAAAUCGUAAUGCUUCCAUUUAUGACAUAUCUUGUCAUUUUUAAUAUAUACCAAGUAUAAAUAUGACCAAGUCUCUAGAUGUUCGCAAAUAAUUUAAAAAUUUUGGAAUAUUUUAAAUUAUUUGAACAUUGUAUUGAACACAAAGUAAUUGAAAUCAAUUUUUUUGCAAAUAGAAACAAAGUUUUUAAUAAUAUUAACUUAUAUGCAACCUACUAAAUAAAUACUUGUAAUAGAAAUAGCAAUUAAUUCCAUGAUAAUAUUAUUUCAAUUAGGGUAUAGCACAUUUGUUUUCUAAAUUUGACGUAAGCAAUUGUCUUAAUUUAAAAAAAUGGAAUGUUGAAAUAUUUAAAAAUUAAAUGUAAAUUUAAAAGAUAUUUUGUAAUAUAGUUUGUAUAUUGGUAGUUUUUCUUUAUAAUAAUUUAGCUUACAAAUAUUUUGAAGUAUUUGGGGACAACUUUAAUGUCCUUAUUUAAUUUUUUGAUAUAGACAUGUUUUGCAAAUUAUGCACAUCGUAUUAAAGUUAUACACAAAAAGUAAAAGAAACUACUAAAGUUCUUUAAACAGACAAAUGUAAACUAUAAUUCAGAAAUCUUUAUAAUUUACAUUUCAAUGUUGAAAUCCUUAAGAUCAUCAAUUUUUACAAUUAGAUUAGAUUUUGUUUAUUAUAACUGUAAAAUUUAUAAUGAAAAUCAUAAAUCUACAACAUAUUCAGUAUUAGAAAGUAUUUGGAACAAAUGUAAGAUAUAAAGAAAUUAAUUAUAUGAAAAAUAUUUGGAAAAUUAUUAAUUUUGUAUACUAUGUAUGUUUUGAAUCGUAUUACUAUAUACGAUAGAUGUGAAAUACAAAUUGCAUAUCCAUGAUGCAAAUUUCGAGGUCAUUAUUACAUAUGAUUAAUAUGACAUAGGCUAUAACCAAGAAAGGGUUUCUAAUGAUAAACUAAACAAGAAAAAAAGCUUUAUAUAUGCUAUAGUUAAAUGAAUGUACAGAAGUAUUUUCAUAGCUUAAUCCAAAAUAAUCCUGCCUUUGAGAAAAUCUAAUAUGUGAAUAAAAAUUAAUAACAGAUGGGCUGUGGCUGAAACAUUAGUUGAGAGCUAUUUUUAUAGCUUUUUAACUUGAGAAGAAACUAGGAGGGAUAAAAUAAUCUAUUUUGACUAUAUUUUGAGUAUUGCCACAUAUGCAGAAAGUAACAUUAACUGGAAUAAAUAAAUUCUUCGAUUAGCUAAUUACUGUAAUUCAAAAUUUCAACAUGAAACUCAUUCUCUCAAACGCAAUUAGGUAUUGUAUUCUGUGUAAAAUAUAUAGUGAUUUGGAGUUGUGUGUGAGAUGUAUUGCUAUUGAGUAACUAUUAGUUAAUAAUGUAAAAUGCCAAAUUUGUUUCUAUCAACUCUUCCAUCCAAAAGGUUCGUUUUGCAAGAUAUUUCCUUAUGAGCUAACAUAAAAUAAAUAAUUUUUCAUUCAUUUUCAUGAAUUAGAUGUUAUAGAGGGUUGUAUGCAAUAGAUUAGCAAAGUUAUACUAGCAUUAAAAUAAUAAAUGUAUUUUAUCAUAUGAGAUUUGUUAAUCUGGUAUGAGUUUUUGUUAUAUUAAUAACAAGAUAUUCACUAACAUAAGAUAUUCAUUGUAUGCCAACAAUAAUGUUAUGUAUUAAUGGAGUUGCCCUAUUUCACGAUUAAGAUUUCAAGUUCCACGCGAUUUUUCUCAUAUACAUGUUAUUUUAUUUGCAGAAACAAAACUAUUUUUAACAGAUUUUAUGCAAUGUGAAUACAUAAAAAAGCUAUAUAUCUAGGUAUUUUCAGAAUUAUUUUGUGUUUAAUAUAGUCACUAUAAUAAUGCCAAAAAUCAUAUUUAGCUUUAAGGAUUUUGUCCUAAGUACUUUAAACUAAAUGAUUAAUACACUUGAAACAGAAUUAAAAAACAACCCAUAACUAGCAAUAUAAACAUCAUAUUAUAUACAGAUGUAUACUGAAUAUUGCAAUAAUGCAAAGUUGUAUUUCAUUGUAUUUACACAUAUCUGUACAAUAAAGAUAUUCAUAAUCAGUC